Messenger RNA from Acanthaster planci (crown-of-thorns starfish), 3240 nucleotides. It is a transcript of the gene aldh7a1, whose product is annotated as aldehyde dehydrogenase 7 family member A1. NCBI's taxonomy places the organism in Eukaryota, Metazoa, Echinodermata, Asteroidea, Valvatida, Acanthasteridae. Gene Ontology annotation, molecular function: aldehyde dehydrogenase (NAD+) activity. The record is from RefSeq and is a predicted model, not a curated record.
UGCCAACACGCGUACCUGGCACCCUGGCAAGAUGGCAGCCUCCAUGUUGAAACGCACAGCUUCUCUCAUCAAAACUUCCCGAAAUUUGCUCGCCAGCUGCUCCGUAGUGCAUGCUAAGUACAGUUCUGGCUUGCUCGUGAACAGUGGAAAGUAUCCCUUUUUGCAGGAGCUUGGAAUUGAAGAGGAAAACGCCGGAGCAUUCACUGGAAAAUGGGGAGGCAAAGGGGAGCUCAUCACAUCUUAUAGCCCUAUAAAUGGAGAGCCUAUUGCAACUGUCAGACAGGCCAGCCUGGAGGAAUAUGACGAAAGCGUCAAGAAUGCCAAAGAAGCCUGGGAUGUAUGGGCAGAUGUGCCAGCGCCCAUGCGUGGUGAAAUUGUGCGUCAGAUUGGAGAUGCUCUUCGGGUGAAGAAAAAUGCAAUUGGGCAGUUGUUGUCGCUGGAGGUGGGCAAGAUCGUAGCUGAAGGUGGCGGGGAGAUUCAGGAAUUUAUUGACAUCUGCGACUUUGCGGUCGGCCUGUCCAGGAUGUUUGCCGGCAGAGUUCUCCCCUCAGAACGACCUGGCCACGCUCUUCUCGAGCAGUGGAAUCCUCGUGGACACACUGGGGUCAUCACGGCCUUCAACUUCCCCACUGCAGUGUUUGGUUGGAACGCUGGCAUCACCAUGGUCUGUGGGAACACUUGCCUCUGGAAGCCAGCCCCUUCAACCCCAUUGUGUGGCAUUGCCGUUACAAAAGUUAUUCAGUCUGUUUUUGCUGCCAACAAGAUGCCGCCGGCUAUCAUGACCCUGUUGUGUGGUGGAGCUGAUCUCGGAGAAGCCAUUGCCCGUGAUGAGAGGGUACCGAUUGUGUCCUUCACUGGUAGCACACCUGUAGGGCAGAAAAUUGGAACAAUUGUGCAGGAGAGAUUUGGCCGCUGCAUCUUGGAGCUUGGAGGUAACAACGCCAUCAUAGUACUCGAAGAUGCUGACCUCAACCUGGUUAUUCCUGCCACCCUCUUUGCUAGCGUGGGCACCCAGGGGCAGCGUUGCACCACCACGCGCCGAUUGAUCCUCCAUGAGAACAUUUAUGAUGAGGUGCUGGAGAAAUUGAAGAAAGCCUACAGUCAGGUCAGAAUUGGAGACCCCUUGGAUGAGAAUACCCUGUACGGUCCCAUGCACUCGCAGCAAGGCGUGGAAAUCUACCAGAAUGCCAUCCAGAAUGCCCUGGCUCAGGGAGGCAAACUUGAAGUUGGAGGAAAGGUACUGGAGAGGCCGGGGCAUUACGUAGAGCCCACAAUCAUCUCUGGUCUACCCCAUGAUGCCCCAGUGAUUCAGACAGAGUCCUUUGCUCCCGUGCUGUAUGUCCUGAAGACCUCUAGCCUUGAGGAAGCCAUUGGCUGGAACAAUGAAGUUAAGCAGGGUCUGUCCAGCAGUCUCUUCACCAAGAAUCCUGGCAACCUCUUCCGCUGGCUCGGACCCAAGGGCUCUGACUGCGGUAUUGUGAAUGUCAACAUUCCCACGAGUGGCGCAGAAAUCGGAGGUGCCUUCGGUGGUGAGAAGCACACAGGAGGAGGUCGUGAGUCUGGAAGUGAUGCCUGGAAACAGUACAUGAGGCGGUCUACUUGCACCAUCAACUACGGCGAUGAGCUGCCGCUCGCCCAGGGCCUCAAGUUUGAAUGAGAGGCUCCCCGCCGUCUUAAUCAUCGGGGAAGAUGUCAAGGAGGAACGAGGGGAAACGUUAUACGAAAAGAUGCAACCCGAAGGAUGUGGCAGGGUAUUUUGUCAACGCUGUGAAGGUCCGGUUUUUUCCCCCUGGCUUUAACCAGGGUUCAAAAUUUCAAUUAUGUCAUGACAGCUCGGAGAUGGGGCAUUUUAUGCUGCAGGUGUCAAAACUAAAUCGUACUCGACAAGCUCAUUCUGUCAUUCUAUCACGAGAGCGCAGGUAUUCGGAAUGUGUAUCUUUUCGUUUUAUUAUUUCUUGUUUGCCUUAUUUUUUUCUACAGAUUUGACGGUUUGCAGACUUUUCCCCUUCAUGAUUGCAUGAAAAAUGAAAAACAAAACUGAAAGUUAACGUAUUCAGUAGAAACGUAAUCAUGUAUCAUCAUCUUAUUAGGAUUUAAGAACAGUGAAGCAUUUGGAAGUUAUUCACAAGUAUUAUGACUUGUUUUAUUUGCGAUUCAUUUUUAAUGAUGAAUGGAUAAGAAUUCAACAACUUACGGCAUUUAUCAGUGGGCUCGUGAAAAGCAAGAGCAAGCUGAAAAGCAACAAUUUCAAAAACACAAAUUGGUUUUGAUCCCUCAUUUGAUUUGAUUUGAUUUGAUGGAUCCCCAGUUAUUGGAAAGAAAAGUAUUUUUUUCUGUUAUUAAUGUUCACAUUCAAACUUAUCUUGUCUGAAAUAACCCUUUUUGAUAUACACGAGAUAAGUGGCCAACCCGAAGACAUUGUGAAUGUGUUAUGCUGCGAAUUUAUACUGAAAAAGCCGCCCUUGCUUAAAGCUUGCGUAGAAGUAGACGGCAUUUAUUUUUAAUUCUUCAUCAUUGGCAUGGUUUCAUGGAAACAGUUUAGCUAGUAGAAAAAAAAUCGUGUUGCUCUGCCACUCGUUUAUUUUUCUAAAGGUUUCACUUGCAGCAUAACGCGUUUACGUUCUUGCUGGACACAAACGUCUUACGGAGGGUGAAAGUUAAAGUUAAAAAAAAAAACCAAAAAAACAAACAAACCGAAGGUGUGUUGCAAGUCUUUAUUUCUCGACUUCGCGUUAGUUAUUGAUGACCAUGCCUCGUUUCGCCUAGAGCCGAAUAUCCAGCUACUUAUUUUCCUUUGCCAGCGUCCAGAAUUAUAAAGAUGGGUUUGUUGUAGCACGGAGGAAGGACACAGAAGGAGUUUGAACUGCCCGGGCUAUACCAUUUUGGCCAAUUACCGCUUUCUGGCAUGCCCGAUGUGUCCAUAACCAGAGUGCAGUGAAUGCUUGCUAUGCACUUCCUGCUUCACAACAAUAAGCCCCAUUUCGUGCCCAGUGAUCAUCGCCGCACUUUGUCGCUGGUAAUCUGCAUCCUUAAAACGUUGUGUACUGCAGUGUAGGAAGUUGAAUAUUCAUGCCAUCGUUGGUGCUUGGUAUAUAUAAUCUGACAAAACAACAUGAAAUUUAAUGCUUGCGCAGUUGCUUUUAUUUGGCUGUGUACCAGAAGUGUUCAAGUGCAGUUAUUGCCCUUAUCUAAUGCUUUCUUCGGGCUUAUUUUGGGAAUAAAUAGCUUAGUGGUUUAAAA